Molecule: messenger RNA, 4009 nt
Organism: Drosophila miranda
Lineage: Eukaryota; Metazoa; Arthropoda; Insecta; Diptera; Drosophilidae
Product: protein glass
Exons: 2
Coding region: 2092-3780 (562 amino acids)
Cellular component (GO): nucleus
Source: RefSeq, a predicted model, not a curated record
UUAUUAGGAAAUCGAAAACGCUUUGGCUCUGAUGCUGAUGCUGAGGCUGAGGCUGAGGCUGCGCCAGCGACUCUGCCGCCUAUCAUCAGUCCGUGAGACGGUCUCAAAGCUAUUGGUCGUGUUGUCGCUUGUCGGUCCGAACAACCCAGGCAGAGCCCAGGCUAGAGAUCGCCAGAGAGCUGCUCCCAAGACGUCGUACUACGUAGAGCACACGAGUAGCGUAGCGUAACGGGACGAAACAAAACGAAACGAGUGAGAACGUAAGCGCGCGUUCGUACCGCGAUAACGGUAACAUAUUCAAAUGUACCGCUAAGAAAAUUAGCUCGUGAAGUGAUUUCGAGGAUCAGGAUUACGAUCCCUGUCAAAAUGUGAAAUUCAAGAAUGAAAAACGGCAACCAAAUGCAAUGAAAUUUAAUUCCUACUUCACUUUCAUCCUAGACAAACAAACAAACACACUCUACCCCACAAUUCCUAUAGACAUACUCGUACUCAACUAAUGGAUAAGAGUUCUCUAAAGCUGCAUUCAGCAUUCAGCACUCAGCAUAUUCUGGGUAUAAAUCAUAAAGCAAUAAUAUAGUGGAAUAAUUCACACAAAUCAAUGCACAAAUCGUAAAAGAACUUCUGAAAAAAAAGAAUGAAAAGACACUGCUUUUAUGGACUACGCCCCAAGUGCAGUGCACACAUACAGAUGCGUAUCUAUGGCCUAUAUAUACAACAGAUAUCGGUGCUAAAUCAAUGAUAACUACAUACUUAGAUCCAAUUAAUGCAAAUUGUGACAGCGCUUAAAUGCAAAGUGAAGUAAGCUGUGCGGAAAUCAGCAGAAUCAGAAUCAGCAUCGGAAUCGGCAUCGGCAUCAGAAUCGGAAUAUCCACAGCAACGGGAGACCGGAGACCGCAGAUCGGAGACCGUGCGGGACAUGUGUACAGGUCGAUGAUUAUGGGCAGACAUUAAACAGACAAUCCCAUAAUGAAAUUAUAAAAUUGACAAGAUUAUAGCCUGUCGAGAAAACGGGAAGGUGCUGAGAUUGUCUGGGAUUGCACCUGAGACUGCAGAUUGGAGAUUGGAUCGAUGUCAACCCCCAACGAGAGCAGUAAUUAAAGUUAAUUAACUAGUAAAAUAUAAUAAAAAUAAUAAACAACAACAACCUAUUCUAUAUAGUAGCCUGUAUCAUAAAUCAGAUAAAAAGCAAAACAAACGCGAAUCGAAGCAAAGUGAAGGAGUGAUUGUAAAAAGUGUAAAAAGUAUAGUAAAGAUCCAUAUAGUAUAUCUUAGAGGAGGCCAACAAAAGCUACAAGCUCCUAAGCUACAAGAAAUUUAACGCGUAAUACAUAAUAAAUUAUAAAUGAAUCUAAAAGAAAACUAUGCAAAUCCAACUAAAUCGCCAAAAACUUUAUAAAAAAAACCCAAACAAUUUUCAAAUUUCAGUUAUAUAAAAAUUGUUUAAAAAUAAAGUUUCAAUAAAUUGCAAGUUGAACAACGAAAACCACUUAAAGGCAUUUCCCACGCGCCGUCGGCUUCAACAACAUCUAGAUAUACAUAUUUGAUCGAUCACAGGAUGACUUACGCUCCACAACAACAACAGCAGCAACAACCACAAGCAGCCGCCAGAAGAUCAAAUUUGUAUAGCAGCCAAUGCCAGACGGGUUAUCAACAUCCGUAAAAGAAAUAAAAAACAAAACCCCACAACGUUGCAACAGCCAAACGGUGCUCAAAUGGUGAUUUCUUCCUGCCAACGGCCAGCGGAUAUCCGUGCGGAUUUUAUACCAACAACAACUGCAACUGCGGGAUCUACAAAAACAACAACAAGAGCCACAACAAGUUGUGCAAUUAGAGCAGAGCUGCUCGAUAAACUAGAAGAGGCUGGCAAAUUGAUGCCACCACUGCGACCAAAGGCCGCGUCACUAUCAAGCAUGUAUAUAAUUCCUGUUUACAACUAUUUGAAGACACGAAGGCAGCAGCAGUUCUAAGGAGCAGCCCGGACUAAUCAGUCUAUCAAUCCAUUGAUCAUUAAUAUUGAAUCAAGAGCAGCCAGAGCAUAGGAGGAGCGUGCCACAGGAAAGAAGCGAAGGUUGCAGUUAGCUAGCAACAGUUAUGAGAGAGAAAGACCACUCACCAAGAAAGAUGCUUCCUAGCCCGAAACAGGGCUGCGUUUACCCUGCCUUAGGAUUAGUACCCACAUCGUAUAUAUCACACGUACCUUACGACCUGGCAGCCGCCUCGACGAUAUCCUCCUCCUCCUCCGCCUCCUCGGCGACGACGACCACCACAACGGCGGCGGCCCGGCAGCAGCAUCUGCAUCCGCAGCAGCUCCAUCAUGGCGGCAAGGCCAAGAGGAGGAGCAGCUAUGACCAGCCGCUGGAUCUGCGGCUGGCGCACAAGCGGAAGACGGAUCUGGAUCCGUCCAUGGACGGAGGUCCCAUGGAGGACGAGAACAGCAACCUAAUCAUGUUCGCCAGCGAACUGGCCUCCGCCCAGCAGAAGGAGAAGGAGCUGAACAACAACCACAUAGCCGCCUCCCUGGCGGAUCUCGGCUUUGACAUGAGCCGCAAGAUGCUGCGAGCCCUACGGGAGGGGGGAGCGGGCAGCGGGGCAGCCGGGCCUGCCACACCCCUGGGUGCCGUGCCUCCGCAGUGCACGGUGCCCGCAGUGCAUCCCACGCUCCUCGAGGCCAUGACCAAGACGCUGCCACUGCAGUACAGGAAUGUCUUUGCAGGUGUGCUACCGGGAAAGGCCAGCAGUGCGGCUGCCUCCACGAGCCCCACGGGCGGCGAGUUCAACUUCCGUCAUCCGCUGAAGAAAUGCGAGCUGACAUGGCCCCCGCCCACAGAGCAAUUGCAGCUGGAACUGCCAGGAGGUGGAGGAGGUAUGGGAAAUCCCAGCGGCGGAAAGACGGCUCCACAUCCCCAGCUGCAGGACUACCAGACGCGCCAGCAUUCGCGGAAGGCCAAGGCAAGAGCUCCGGCGUCCACAGGUGGCCAGACUGGCCCAGGAGCCGCCUCCCUGCCGCAGCGGAACAAGGAUCGGUACACGUGCAAGUUCUGCGGCAAGGUGUUCCCCCGAUCGGCGAACCUCACGCGCCACCUGCGCACUCACACGGGCGAGCAGCCGUACAAAUGCAAAUACUGCGAACGUUCCUUCAGCAUCUCCUCGAACCUGCAGCGCCACGUGCGGAAUAUCCACAACAAGGAGCGGCCCUUCAAGUGCGAGAUCUGCGAGCGCUGCUUCGGCCAGCAGACGAAUCUUGACCGGCACCUGAAGAAGCACGAAUCGGACGCGGUGUCGCUGAGUGCCUUGAGCGGGGUGAGCGAACGGAUGCACUGCAUCCGACGCUUCUGCGAGAACCCCAGCGAGGAGUCCUACUUUGAGGAGAUCCGCACCUUCAUGGGGAAGGUCACCCAGCAGCAGCAACAGCAACAGCAUCACCAGCAGCAGCAGAACCAUCAUCAGUCAGUGACCACGCCCCGUAGCUCGGCCUCCAGCUCGUGCUCCUCCUCGCAUACGCCCACAUCCUCGCGCCACACACCCACGCAGUCGGACACAUCGGAGGCCCUGGCCCAAGAGCUGCGGCGCCUGCAGGCGGAACGUAUCAAAGUCGGUGAAGACAGCAAUGAUGCAACAUCAGGAGCAGCGAGAACUGCUUCCCCAGCGGCCGAGGAGGAAGACUCCAAGCCCAUCCUCGAGCUGAAGAAGACCCUGACUUCAAAGCUAUUUCCCACUACCACACCGAAAGUUACGCCAGCUGCUGCUGCUGUCACCGUGAAGGAGGAGCAGCAGCCCUAAUGACCAGCCACCAACAAGAAGAAUUUUAACACGUUUUCCUACUAUAUAUUCGAAGAAGAAGAAGAGAGAGAAACUGCAACAACUACACACAAACGAAACGAAAGAAGAUCCCUAAACUAUGUCUAAAGCAUGUUCGUCUUUAAAGUCUAGCUGUAAAUAUAUACCUAAUAUCUUUUAAUGUUCUAUUUGUGUAAAUGUAAUUGUACAAAACAAAACAAGAAUUGGCAAA